GGGCUAACAAACUUCUUGCAUCUCUAAACGCCGCGUAUCACUUCCUCUUCUUCUACACUCACCACACUGACUGCUGCUAUUGCUACUUCUCGACCUCUCAAAGCUUCUUCAACUCUUACCCCACUGGUUCACGGUAAAAACUAUCCCCCCUCUCUCUAUCUCUUUCUAGGGCUACUUCAGCAAUUUUUACUUCAAUUUCUCAGAUUUUGUAUCAUGAUUCCUGAAUUAAGGCUAUGGAGGCAAAUACUGUUGAAGAAGAAGAAUAUGUAUUGCUCGAUCUCGAUUCCGUUUCCUCGCAGUUUGAAAUUCUGCCAAACGCACCCUAUUCUUUUUCCGGUCUGAACACGGAGCAUCCAGUAUUGAGUAUAGGUGACAAGCUCAAGUUGAUAGGAGAAUAUCAAGAAACGGUUGGAACGUGCCUUAUAUUCAAACAAGAAGAUGCUAGCGCUGCGGUUCAUGAAGAAACGGGGUCAUCAGAAGCAAACCCUUUUGCAGGCAAAUGCAUAAUGGAUCCAAAUCAAUCUCCAGGCAAGCAAGUAAAACCAGUUAGUAGCCUUCAACGGAUUUUAAAAUUUAGAUUGGCACCCGAUCUCGACUCUCAUGAUCCACCUGAACAGUCUCGGGAUCCGGUGCUACAUACGGUGCAAUCAGUGGCCGAAUGACCAAGAUUGGAUUACUUGCACGCGAAGCUAAAAGCUCAAUGCUGUUGUACAGCCCUUUUCUGGUCGUUUUUUGGUUAGACUUUUUCUUUCCCUUUUGACUUGGGUGGCGCCAUGAGCUUCAGAGAAAAUUAGAAAAGAGAAUUACUUAUUCGGUAAGGCUUCCACAUUUGCUUGCUUCCAAACAAUUUAAAUUUAUAUCUUGUUUUUGUAUAUUGUUUUCCAUGACUCGUCCACUCCUACCUUGGUGGGCCUGGCACAAAUGUAAUAUUGGAACCCUUUUGUCCCUUCCUCUA
Pyrus x bretschneideri (Chinese white pear) is the source of this 955-nucleotide messenger RNA. Its product is annotated as general transcription factor 3C polypeptide 6. Gene Ontology annotation, cellular component: transcription factor TFIIIC complex. Lineage: Eukaryota; Viridiplantae; Streptophyta; Magnoliopsida; Rosales; Rosaceae. Bases 234 to 662 code for a protein of 142 amino acids. Gene Ontology annotation, biological process: transcription by RNA polymerase III. The record is from RefSeq and is a predicted model, not a curated record. The transcript is spliced from 5 exons.